This is a messenger RNA of Penicillium chermesinum, 633 nucleotides long. RefSeq lists its product as uncharacterized. The coding region runs from base 1 to 633 and encodes 210 amino acids. Lineage: Eukaryota; Fungi; Ascomycota; Eurotiomycetes; Eurotiales; Aspergillaceae. The record is from RefSeq and is a predicted model, not a curated record. The transcript has a single exon.
AUGUCAUUCGCGCUCCCAGGCGAAGAACCGGACCUCGAGCUCGAAGCGAGCCGAGUCGAAAUCGCCUCACCACCCCCAUUCAGCGUCAACCGGAACGUGCACAACGACCUCCUCCUCUCACACCUCGAAAAGCGCUACACAACAGUCUCCAUCCCUUCGACGUACGGCCGCCUCUACUCCAGCCCUGCGCCCGGCACAGUCGCCGGUAUUGUGAUUGGCAGCGUGGGCGGCGUCGUCCUGCUCUUCUACCUGACGUUCCUCGCGCUGAAUCCCGGCGGUCUUGCGCGUGGCAGUUCGUCGGAGAUCGAUGAGGAAGUUGUCGUGCGCAGUCGGCCGGGUUCGCGGCGCCACGAGGAUAUGAUCGAGGUAGUGGAGGAGCGAGAUCGGCGCCGCGAUAGCUAUCGUCGGAGGCCGUCGCCACGCGAUCAGAUCAUUGUUGAGGAGUCGAUGACUGGAUCACAUACGACGGAUAGCCGUAGGAACGAUUUUGUCGAGGUUAUUGAAGAAGAGUCAUCUGCGAUAUCAUCUGCCUCUCCAAGGCCGCCGCGUAGGAGGUCGAGGAGUCGGAGGUCUGGCGUGAGGAGUGUCAAUCCUCAUGACCAUGGCGGUGGCAGUGAUUUCAGUGAAUACUGA